AUGAGUGAGACGGAUCUAGACUUAACUAAUAUGGCUGAUCAGGAUAAGGAUAAAAGAACAGCAAACGUUCCGCUUCCGGAGAAGAUCCAUUUACUAUCCUUACGAGAGCUCCAAGAGUUAAUCACGGAUCAUUGCAAUGAAUUGAUGUUAUACGUUGGUAGAUUCCAUCCACAAAACAAAAUACGAGAGGAGCUCGUUAAGUUGAAGCACCAGUUGGAGGAGCUGCAUGAGAAAUUCAAAUUAUUAGAGGACGAAAGAAGCAGAACUCAAGGGGAACUUGAAGCCUGUCGAGUGCUAGAGUCACAAUAUGUCAUGCAAUAUCAAGACUUGGAACAGAAGAUCAAAAAAAGUUACAGCAACGAAGAAUUGAAAUCACAAUUGGAAAUUGAAAUUAGGCAUCUCUAUGAUGACAGUAAUAGAUUGGAACUAGAAGCCAAAUACGAUGCGAAUAUUGAUCAAUUUGUUAAAAAUUACAUGACUGUUAGAACCGAAUAUCAUAUCCAGCGGAAAAAAAUGUCUAGCUGGAAUGCACAAGGAGAAUUAAAAAUCUAA
Messenger RNA from Zygotorulaspora mrakii, 552 nucleotides. It is a transcript of the gene SRN2, whose product is annotated as ESCRT-I subunit protein SRN2. Lineage: Eukaryota; Fungi; Ascomycota; Saccharomycetes; Saccharomycetales; Saccharomycetaceae. Bases 1 to 552 code for a protein of 183 amino acids. The record is from RefSeq and is a predicted model, not a curated record. The transcript has a single exon.